This is a messenger RNA of Heterobilharzia americana, 306 nucleotides long. The record is from the annotation of a GenBank genome assembly. Lineage: Eukaryota; Metazoa; Platyhelminthes; Trematoda; Strigeidida; Schistosomatidae.
AUGUUUAAGUGUGGACGACCUAAAAUGCUUGUUUGUCGGAUUGAAAAACAAAUCAAUCUGCUUUCUCGUCUUCAUUCAAGUGCAAAUUUUACAGAUGAAUCUUCAGAUUCAACUCAGCAACUCUACUUAGAUGGGGUAAUAUCGACAUCAGUCGUCACAACAGCAUCAAAUGGUUUUUCAGAUUUGUUGAGUGAAGAAAAUGAUGCAGGAUCACGAAAUAAAAUCUUCCACUGUAUGCGUGAGAUUCCAUCAUCAUCAUUUUCCUCACAUUGGUUUUAUCUAAACGCUUCUAGCAAAACCAGUUAA